UUUCAUUAAGUUUCACCUUUAGUCAAGCAGCAAGCACGGUUUCGCCCUGCGUAAAACAGCCACUAUGCCUACAACGAACGUUGUUGACGAGCGAAUCUCCAAAUUCAAAAACAAGGGGAAGGAUCCAGCAAAACUUCGAGAUAAACGGAUCUCUGCGUGCGUGGAGCUGCGCAAAGCUAACAAAGAUGAAAACUUCAUGAAGAGAAGAAACAUCUCGGUGGACCUCUCUUCUGAUUACAUCUCCAACGAGAUGGUGGCCUCGUUAGUCAUUGAGGAUAUCAUUAAAGACGUGAACUCCAACUGCAGGGAGUCCCAAACCCGAGGGUGCCAGGCCGCCAGGAAGCUGCUGUCUCAAGAGCGUAACCCCCCUCUGAAGGAGAUCAUAGAUGCAGGGCUGCUGGUGUGCUUUGUGUCCUUCCUGAGUAUGGAUGAUGAGCCCAAUCUGCAGUUUGAAGCAGCUUGGGCCCUUACAAACAUCGCCUCUGGGACAUCUUGGCAUACUCAACAGGUGGUGGAACAUGGAGCUGUACCAUCCUUCAUCGCCUUGCUGGCUUCACCCAUAUUGCACAUCAGUGAACAGGCCGUCUGGGCUCUUGGAAACAUUGCAGGUGACGGUGCAGUUUAUCGAGACAUCCUGAUUGAGUGCAAUGUCGUCCCGGCCUUACUGGCACGAAUCAGCCCGGACACACCAGUUGGCUACUUGCGUAACCUGACAUGGACAUUAUCCAACCUGUGUCGGAAUAAGAACCCGUUCCCCCCCUUGUCUGCAGUCCUGCAAAUGCUUCCCUCUUUGAUUCAGUUGCUCCAUCUCAGUGAUAAGGACAUCUUGUCUGAUGCAUGCUGGGCAAUCUCUUACCUCUCAGACGGCGACAAUGACCGCAUUGAUAUUGUUGUGAGAACUGGCAUCGUCCCUCGGCUGGUGGAGCUCAUGAGCCACGAGGAGAUCAGUGUCAUGACCCCGGCUCUCCGCUCAAUCGGGAACAUAGUGAGUGGCUCGGACCUCCAGACCCAGGUGGCCGUUGAUGCCGAAGUUCUAAAAGUCAUACCUGUACUGAUGAGGCACCAGAAGCCCAGUGUUCAGAAGGAGGCAGCGUGGGUGUUAUCCAACAUUGCUGCAGGACCAUGUAGGCAAAUCCAACAGCUGAUCACAUGUGGCCUGCUCCCUCCCCUGGUGGAACAGCUCAAAAAUGGAGACUUUAAAACUCAAAGGGAGGCAGUGUGGGCAGUGACAAACUUCACCAGUGGGGGCACUGUGGAGCAGGUGGUCCAUUUGGUGCAGAGUGGGGCCCUGGAGGCAAUCAUCAACCUGUUGCAGGUCAAAGAUGCUAAAGUCAUCCUGGUCAUACUGGAGGCCAUCAACAACAUCUUCAUGGCAGCAGAGAAGCUCGGGGAGACUGAGAAACUGAGCCUUUUGGUUGAAGAGCUUGGAGGACUUGACCGUAUUGAGAUGCUGCAGAGCCAUGACAAUGAGUUGGUGUACCAGGCUGCUCAUACCCUCAUAGAGAAGUACUUUGGUGAUGGUGAUGUCGUGGGAGUCAAAGUCGAGAGUACAGAGGAAGCAUUUGUAUUCAAGACUUCUGAUGUGAAGAGAACUUUUGAAUUUUAAACGUACUAUUGUAUGCUUUUGAAUUCAUGUUGAAUAAAUAAAGGUUGUAUAUUAAC
Messenger RNA from Notothenia coriiceps (black rockcod), 1662 nucleotides. It is a transcript of the gene kpna7, whose product is annotated as karyopherin alpha 7 (importin alpha 8). NCBI's taxonomy places the organism in Eukaryota, Metazoa, Chordata, Actinopteri, Perciformes, Nototheniidae. The transcript has 12 exons. The coding region runs from base 65 to 1606 and encodes 513 amino acids. Gene Ontology annotation, cellular component: cytoplasm. The record is from RefSeq and is a predicted model, not a curated record. Gene Ontology annotation, molecular function: nuclear import signal receptor activity; protein binding. Gene Ontology annotation, biological process: protein import into nucleus.